UGCAUUUUUAUCUUCUGCAUGCUCGACUGCUGCUGCUGUUGCUGCUGCAUGUGUGUGUGAGUGUGUGUGUGGGAGUGUUUGUUCCCCUUUGGAUGAGCACACACGGCUGAGGAUGCUGCUGGGAGCAUGAGUUCUGACCGAGAGCAGUAUGACAUGGUCUGUCAGAGAGCUGUGACCCUAAUUGUCGACCUCUGCCUGCAUAACAGCACCCUACUGGAUCAGGACACCUGUCAGGAUUACCUCUUCCUGUUGUCCAGCCAAAGCUCCGACCACAAAGAACCGGACGCUACUUUUGGCCUCCUGCUCGGUGUGUUUGUGGUCUGCGGCCUGGCUCUGCUGGGCCUUCUGACAUUGGUCUCCUGGAAGCUGUGCGUCGAGCCUUGGCGGACUAAGGCCCACUUCCCCACUCCGUCCCUCACCCCAGACUGCGGUCCAGAACUCUGCCCGCUGCAGCCGUCUCCCCCGCUGUCCAGCCCCCAGCAGCCACUGGUCACCAUGGCGACGGAGAAGGUGAAAGACCCCAUGGGUUCGAUGGGUUUUCUGGAGGCGGCAGUGAAGAUAAGCCAUACAUCCCCUGACAUCCCCGCCGAUGUGCAGCUCUCCAUGAGGGAGCACUUCCUGCGCCGCACGCAACGCAUGCAGAGGCAAACCACCGAGCCGGCUUCCUCCACUCGGCACAACUCAUUCAAAAGACACCUACCCAGACAGAUGCAGGUCAGCAGUCUAGACCUGGGAAAUGACUAUGUGCCAGACAAAGACGAAAAGCCGACAAGCAUUGGUCGCAUCCAGCCGGAGCUCUACCAGCAGAAGACCCUGGAUUCAGAGGAUUCAUCCAAGAACGGCAGCAGCAGAAACUGUGGCUCCAUCAACUUUUCUCUCAAGUAUGACUACGAAAAUGAGGCUCUCCUGGUCAACAUCCUCAAGGCGGUAGACCUUCCCGCCAAGGACUUAUGCGGCACAUCUGACCCUUACGUGAAGGUCUACCUUCUGCCUGACCGCAAGAAAUUUCAGACUCGCGUCCACCGUAAGACCCUCAACCCCACAUUCAGUGAGAGCUUCCAGUUUCCCGUGCCUUACGAGGAGCUGGCUAUCAGGAAGCUGCAUAUGAGCAUCUUUGACUUUGAUCGGUUUUCUCGGCAUGAUAUGAUCGGGGAGGUGGUGCUGGACAACUUGUUUGAGACAUCCGACCUCUCCAGGGAGACAAACAUAUGGAGGGACAUCCAAUACGCCACCAGUGAGAGUGUCGACCUCGGGGAGAUCAUGUUUUCACUUUGCUACCUGCCCACCGCAGGCAGACUUACACUUACUGUCAUCAAGUGCAGGAACCUGAAAGCCAUGGACAUCACCGGGUACUCAGAUCCGUACGUCAAAGUGUCUCUGAUAUGUGACGGGAGACGCUUGAAAAAGAAGAAGACGAGCAUAAAGAAGAACACUCUGAAUCCCACCUACAACGAAGCCAUCAUCUUUGACAUCCCGCCAGACAGCAUGGACCACGUCAGCCUGCACAUCUCUGUCAUGGACUACGAUUUGGUAGGUCACAAUGAGAUCAUUGGUGUUAUGAGGGUUGGGUGUCACGCCGAGGGACUUGGAAGGGACCACUGGAACGAGAUGCUGGCUUACCCAAGGAAGCCCAUUGCACACUGGCACCCCCUGCUGGAGUCCAAGAAGUCAGAAAAGGAGUGGAAGGCGAGGACAGCCAGCUUUGACAGCCAAGGUUCCUGCCCCUCACCCCGGCCCCCUGCUAGCCCUUGAGCAGAGCCACCUGUGACCCGGUAGCCCAGAAGGGGGUUUCCUCCCUCCUGCUGAUCCACGUCCUGUCUGUCUGAUUGAGGAGAAACACAACCCCACUGUCUCUCCCUCUCACUCACUCUCUCUCUCUCUCUCUCUCUCUCUCUCUCUCUCUCUCUCUCUCUCUCUCUCUCUCUGUCCCUCUUUCCCUCCCUCAGUCCCAGAGCACUCCCAUGAACUGAUCUAGGACCAGUCAGUUAGAUGUGUGAAGCAGUCUUUUCGGGUUAAAGUUUGGGGUCACUGAAUUGAGAUGCCGGUGUUGUGAAGACCUAAAAGCCGCCCUUUGACAGACAGUUGAUAUCGAGCUGUCCAAAGCUGAGGCGAACGGAUCUCUGCGUCCUCAAAGGAGACUUUCCAAAUACUGAAGAUUCAGCUCUGUGCUACAGAGACUCUUUGAUGGAAAAACCACAGUCGGAUCUCGCUCCCUGAGAGCAGCGGAAGUGUAAAAGUAUAGAAAGCAGGAGGACUCGGUUGAGAAAAAGAGACGAUUUCAAACGGGAUGUGAAGCAAUUUCAACACUCUUACGGCUCUCUCCCGCUCAUUGAAUUUCAAAGUGCUGUGUUGGCAUAAAAAAAGGGUUCUGAACUGUAGCAUUUUGGAACUAUUAGAUGUAAAGCCGCUCCAUCAGACGUUAUUGUUUGCGAAUAGCAAAACUUAAAUGAAUUUUAAAGCUCCAGCUGAGUUCACUGUACUUCCAGUUUCAUCGGUAACUUAAGCAAUUAUCUAAGAGGAGAUGGAAUGAAAUGCUCCAGUGUGUUUUCAUUAGCAGAGGAGACUCAAACUUUGGUGUGAUUCUAGAGGAAGAAUGAUUAUUGGUAAUCACACAAGAGCAAAUAGGCUGCAGUGUUACAUCAAAUUGGAUAACAAAACAACGCUUUGAAAGUGAGUCCAUUUUCCAAGUAAGUCACAAAUUGCUUAUUGGACACCACGAUAACUCAAAAUCCAACUUAAAGAGAAAAGAUGUGUCAUUUUGACAGGAUACGCGUUUGUGUGGCGGGAGCUGUGAAGGUCAAAACAGUGAGCAGACUUUACACACCCUUACCUCUGUGUCUGUUUGAUGUUUGCUUCCCGAAAAAUGUCACCCUUUUCUUCCAGAUUUAAACUCAUGUUUUUUCCUUCAAACACUCCUAAAAAGCACUUUGUUGCCUCCUCUUGUUGUCCUUCUGAACAAGCUUUUUGGUGGAUGUGUAUAAUUUCAAUGUACAGCCGGUUACUGUAUGUAUGUUUUGUUUUGUUUUUCUUAACAGAAAAUCUGAAAAAAGAAACAAUGAUAGGUAAAGAUUUAAAAAUAUAUAUAUAUACAUAAAAUGACAUUUUGAAUAUAUGUAGCUUUUUUGGUGAUGAUGGAGAAAAAUCGAAACUCUGAAAAAGGUGAACAUAUUUGUCUUUUGAAUUUAAAAAACAUGCAGAUUUCUUGAUGUUUAAACUCUCAUUAAUCAUGCUGUUGUACAGGGGGGUUACAUGUAUCUGAACCUUCGCCCAGAUCGGGGAUCUACAACAUGUGGUAAAUGGAUUAUUAAUGAUGAUAUGGUUGAGACAAAGACUGCAGAGCUGCUGCUACAUCAGUUUUCUUCACUCUCUUUGCAAUAAGUUUUUAGAUGCACAAAAUUCCAGUUAAGGCCUGGAUUAUUGUCCCAUGACUGUUAAUUGUUACACAAAACAACCGUGCAUGCAAUCAUCUUUUCAAUGCUGUUAUCUCAAAAUCACCAGUGAGGUUCAUUUCUCAAGAAAAUGAUCUUUGUAUUUUUUUUUUUUUUACAUGAUGACAUAAUCAAUCAGCUAUCAUGAGAAAACAAAAAUGUCAUUUUCUGUGGUUAUUUCAAAAUGCUAAUCACAGAACAGGAGAGCCAUGAUGCAUGCAUGGAGGAAAAUCUCAACAAGCUGAAACAACUGACUACAAGGCAGGGUUGGUAAUUUCCUCCAGAUACACUUUUUAAGAUUUUGGUCGAAAUUGUCUUUAGGUCCUGACAGAAAUUAAUAACUCAUGUGCUCUGAAAAAGGAACGAGGAAAAUCUGUUAUCUGUAGCAGUUGUAAGCCUGUAAAAACUUUGACCAAUGUCCGCCACGAGGCACAAUUAUGAUGAACCAAUCAGACGCCUCCCUGUCUCCCUGCUCGUUCUCUUCUUAUUUUCCACGUCUCAAUUAUUAUCCUGUCAUAUUGAGAAGAAAAUGAAAUAUCCUUAUUCUUCUUGACAAAAAAGCCAUUUUGUUUUCUUGAGAUAACCAAAUACAUCAACCACUUAUCAUAAGAACACUAAUGUGUUUUUUUAAUCUUCAGGUAAUUAAAUAAUAACCCCCAGCUCUUGAGAUAACAGCAUUAAAAUAAAUUGUAAGCGUAGUUGUAUUUGGCUUCUGUGCCAUUGUGAAACAUAAUAAUUCACUUUAUUUUUCCACUGUGCCCUUGUUUCCUUCCUCUACUUGGAGUUUUGUUUUGCUUUAAUACAUGUGUUUAUGAGCUCUGAGAUGCGUGUGCACACAGGGGGUAGAAGAAAAAGAAAUGAAAGCUUAUGAGAAGAUCAACAGAAGUAGUUAAUUUCUGCACCAUGCAAUGCACAAUCACCAAAGUAAGACGUGUAUCAUAUUCUAUAUUAGUCUGUAGAAAGAAAUACUAAUAAGGUGACUCAAACAAGCCCAAUCGGCUUUCACACCUCUCCUGCACCUUUUUUUAUUGUUGUUUUCUUUUUUCCAAUAAAUAUGUUCUCUGUGCGUGCAACAAGGAGACCUGGCUCUCAGCUCAAAAUAAGCUGUUAUACUCUAUGACUGGACACCGUCCUUUUGAUAAAGUAAAUGAGAAAUGUUGAAGAUGAAAGGUCGGUUUCCAUCCAAAUAUUGUAAAAAUCUGAUCAAAAUGUGUGGCAGUAAACUGGGUAUUCUUAGUUUGUGUUAGUGCUACCAUCCUUGAGAUGCAAGGCUUUUAUCAUCAGAGCCUACAGUCUCAAAGUUUGUGAAACAGUUUUGAAAAUGGGAGGAUGAGUGCCACAUAUGCCUGACCACCUACAAUCAUACAUUUGCCUGUUUUCUAUUCCGUUGAUCUUUUUCUAAAAAAUAUAAAUAUCAAUUUAAGCGAUCACAACAUUAUGGUUUGUGGUUAACUGUUUCCAGGUAUGAAUACUGUCACUUAAACUAGUUUGACUUGCUUGCAUUCCAAAUUUCAAUUUGUACACAGGUGAUACACCGAUCCUUACUUUAAAAUAAUGUCACCUAACUAGUCAGAAUUUUUCACCUGACUUUAUCCUUUCCAUACAUUUAAAGGAUACUCUGGUUACAAUAUUGUUGGACAUAUUGUAUCUAUUAUCUGUUAAUCUGCUAUUUUCAGUGCAGGGUAAGAAUUUGCCUGUUACCUGCAAGCUAAAUGUGACUCUGGUGUAUGCACCGCAUGUAAAUUAAAAGUGUAAAGCACAAUAAUUUGCCAUAAAAAAAGAGUAAGGAGACUUUUUUUUCUGCUACCCUUCUGCUGCACACGCUUCCUCAAUUCUCUGUAUAUCGCAAAUCAUGACGUUAACUUGUCAUUUAAAAUCAGAGCAAUGGAGGUAACAUAUUUUUGUUGUGAUGGUUAAACAACACAAUUUGGUUUCUGUUUGUAUUAUUUUCCCAUCGUUUCGGGCAAAGUCAAUGUAGUCGUUUCUGUCAUGGCGUAAUUGUCAAGCGCAGAUAGCAUCAGCACAUUCAGGCCAGGAAAUGUUCAAACUUGAGCCCAGAAUGAUAUCAGGCAGGAAAAGUGCCAAGGAACAUUUGCAGGUUAUAUUUGUCGACGCUUGAACAGAUAACUUCUUUCCGAUACGAGGACUAGUCACUGUAUAUUCGUAUUAUCUCGACAGCAGCCCACAGCAGCUUUUAAUCUGAUGUGUAAUAAUGUUCUUGGCCGCGGCUUGGACAGGUCUAGACUGCUGGUGCCUCAUUCAGCAACACAGGACAAAGAAAUAACAGCCAUCGUCGGCUGCUCGACUGUCCCAGCGAUAUAUCACAGAGUUUGUGAAAAUGGAGAUCUGAGCAGAUGCAUUCAGCAGACUUAUCCGUAGUCUGUUUUAGUCAUUUCCCUUUGUGAGAAAGUUAAGUACCUGUGUGUGUGUGUUUGUGAGGUUUGAGGCGUCAGCAUGGGGGGGGCAGCUGACAGGCGGACGGGGUCAACGUCUACACAGCGGUGGCAUUUCUCUAAUUGGACUUGUUGGAGCGAGAAUGAGUCAGUGCAUUAUUGUUCGUGCUUGGCGUAAUCCAUCAUAGCAUCACAAACCAGACCCCCCCCCCCCCCCCCUCCUCAGACAUGUGGCAGUUUGACAUUUGCUUUCAUUCACACAGUUGGUUUGAUGGUGAGAUUCUAUACUUACAGCAUUAUCAUAGCUUUUUUAAUGUUACUUUGGUGUACAAUUUAUGAAAGUGGUUGAAUAAUAAUGUUUCUUCCUUUUUGAUUUUGAACCCUGUGCUCUAUGAUGGUCAUAUAGUCCUCUGACAACGUGCUGUGUUUUCACUGUAGAUGAAACCUGUUCAACCCAUUGCCUCACUUUAUUUACUGUUUCAAACCCCUCCUAGCUUCGCCUAAUAUUGUAACGUUUCUUGAUAUGAUCUUGUAUCCCUUCCAACUGUUAUGAUAAUACUGAAUUUCCAAUUUUUUUAUUGAACAUUUUGUAUUUGUACUAAUAGAAAUAUUGAAGAAAAAAAUGUUCUGGUGAUUGAUAUCAACAGUUGUUAGUUUAAAAAAAAAAAGUCUACUAUGAUUUCAUUUUAGAUUUUAGAUCAUUAUCAAGACUCACACUAAAGAGUGACCCAGUGUGUAAUAAAGUAAACGAGACAGCAAACAGUGUCUGCCACUAAUCGUCUUUCUUUCUGUCUCAUCGAGUCUGAAAAUCAGCAACAGAAAAAGUGUUUUUUUUUUUCUCUCUCCCCUGGGAUGUGAUGUUUGUUCAGUUCUGUGACUUGAUUUUCUUCUCUUUGAUUAAAAGAUUUAUGCAAA
This is a messenger RNA of Labrus bergylta (ballan wrasse), 6736 nucleotides long. RefSeq names its product synaptotagmin VIa (gene syt6a). Gene Ontology annotation, molecular function: SNARE binding; calcium ion binding; phosphatidylserine binding. Lineage: Eukaryota; Metazoa; Chordata; Actinopteri; Labriformes; Labridae. Gene Ontology annotation, cellular component: plasma membrane; exocytic vesicle. The record is from RefSeq and is a predicted model, not a curated record. Gene Ontology annotation, biological process: regulation of calcium ion-dependent exocytosis; regulation of dopamine secretion; cellular response to calcium ion.